Molecule: messenger RNA, 1217 nt
Organism: Nannospalax galili (Upper Galilee mountains blind mole rat)
Lineage: Eukaryota; Metazoa; Chordata; Mammalia; Rodentia; Spalacidae
Gene: Cd9
Product: CD9 molecule
Exons: 8
Coding region: 133-813 (226 amino acids)
Cellular component (GO): membrane
Source: RefSeq, a predicted model, not a curated record
CCGCAAGGAGUGGCACUUUUUAAAAGUGCAGCCCCAGGCCAGCGUGUAGCAGGCGGCACCUCUGUUCAGGGCCUGGUCCUUUUCCCUCUCAGUCGCGCGUGUCUCCAGUUCCACGGCAGUUCAGCCUGCACCAUGCCGGUGAAAGGAGGUAUCAAGUGCAUCAAAUACCUGCUCUUCGGAUUUAACUUCAUCUUUUGGCUUGCGGGCAUUGCUGUCCUCGCCACUGGACUAUGGCUCCGAUUCGACUCCCAGACCAAGAGUAUCUUCGAGCAAGAAACUAAUCAUUCCAGCUUCUACACAGGAGUGUACAUUCUGAUUGGAGCUGGGGCCCUUAUGAUGCUGGUGGGUUUCUUGGGCUGCUGUGGGGCUGUGCAAGAGUCCCAGUGCAUGCUGGGAUUGUUCUUUGGUUUUCUCUUGGUGAUAUUUGCCAUCGAGAUAGCUGCGGCCAUCUGGGGCUAUUCCCACAAGGAUGAGGUGAUUAAGGAAGUCCAGGAAUUUUACAAGGACACCUACAACAAGCUGAAGAACAAAGAUGAACCCCAACAGGAAACACUCAAAGCCAUCCAUUAUGCGUUGAACUGCUGUGGCUUGGCUGGGGGUGUGGAGCAGUUUAUCUCUGACAUCUGUCCCAAAAAGGACUUUGUUGAAAGCUUCCAGGUUAAGUCCUGCCCCGAGGCCAUCAAUGAGGUCUUCAAUAGCAAGUUCCACAUCAUUGGCGCUGUGGGCAUCGGCAUCGCUGUGGUGAUGGUUUUCGGCAUGAUCUUUAGCAUCAUCCUGUGCUGUGCUAUCCGCAGGAACCGCGAGAUGGUCUAGAGUCAGCCUACACCCCGAGCAGGAACAUUGCCCCCUGAAGACUGUUGGGCUGUUUGUUUGGUUUUGUUUUUUUUGCCACUAAUUUUAGUAUCCAUUAUCCAUUUCUAAGCAAGAGUUAUCCUGUAUUGUCUUUUUAAUGCUUUAUUCGAUAUUGACAUUUGUAGUUGAGAGAUCUGGGGGUUUGCUUUGAUAUUUUUUUGGUGGUUUAUUUUUGCUUGUUAUGUUGAGCAGUUAUCCUGCAAUGAAAGGUACUAUAUUUACCAGACUCUAGACAAAAGAUAUUGUACAUAAAGAGAAUUUUUUUGCCUUUAAAUAGAUAAAAAAGAAAAAAUGUCUAUCAGAUUUAAUCAGGUUGUAAGUUAUAUUGAAGACAAUUUGAUACAUAAUAAAAGAUUAUAACAAUA